Trametes versicolor FP-101664 SS1 is the source of this 702-nucleotide messenger RNA. Its product is annotated as glycoside hydrolase. Gene Ontology annotation, molecular function: cellulase activity. The record is from RefSeq and is a predicted model, not a curated record. Gene Ontology annotation, biological process: carbohydrate metabolic process. NCBI's taxonomy places the organism in Eukaryota, Fungi, Basidiomycota, Agaricomycetes, Polyporales, Polyporaceae. The transcript has 10 exons. The coding region runs from base 1 to 702 and encodes 233 amino acids.
AUGUUCUCUCUCAAAGCGAUCUUUGGCUUGCUCUCCGGGCUCUCUGUUGUCAUCCUCGCGCACGGGCAAACAACAGGUACCACGACGACGACUUGGGACUGCUGCGAGCCCGCAUGCGGAUACGUCUCGAACCUCUCUCCAGGUGCUCGCGGGCCUGUGCAAUCCUGUAGCAAGACCAACGGCGCCGCUGCGGCCGGAGCGCAGAACGCGUGCUUCGCAUCCUCGGGCACCCUGUCGUUCUCUUGCGACAAGUACCAGCCGAUCAUCGUGAACAGCACGCUCUCGUACGGCUUCGCUGGGCACGGGAACACCGCUACUGCCACUUGCUGCAAGUGCUACGAGUUCACCUGGACUUCGGGUGCCGGUGCAGGCAAGUCCAUGAUCGUGCAAGCGAUCAACGCUGGAGGUAUCACGGACACAGACUUCGACAUCUACACUCCAGGUGGAGGUGUCGGAGCUGGAACAGACUUCAACGCCUGCACGGCCCAAUACGGCGCUCCAUCCGGAGGGUGGGGAAGACAAUACGGAGGCGUGACUUCGGAUGCCGAAUGCUCCCGGCUGCCGUCGAACCUGCAAGCCGGGUGCCACUGGCGUUGGCAAUGGGCCGGUGGCGACGUGAACGAAUGGCAAACUACCUACAAGCAGGUGAACUGCCCCUCGCAGCUAACAAGUCUGUCCGGAUGUACGCCGGCUGCUAUCUGA